Molecule: messenger RNA, 1880 nt
Organism: Bicyclus anynana (squinting bush brown)
Lineage: Eukaryota; Metazoa; Arthropoda; Insecta; Lepidoptera; Nymphalidae
Gene: Snx6
Product: sorting nexin-32
Exons: 11
Coding region: 154-1413 (419 amino acids)
Biological process (GO): phagosome-lysosome fusion involved in apoptotic cell clearance
Molecular function (GO): phosphatidylinositol binding
Source: RefSeq, a predicted model, not a curated record
ACAUUUGAUUAAAGAUUAUUAUCUUAUCUGUGACUAUUGUUUUUUGUUUGAUUGGGUGAAGUGUCGUGUCGCCAAAUUAAUUAAUUAAACAAAAAUAUAGUUAUUUUCUAUAGUCUUAUCUUUAAAUAAUAUUUAUUAACCUUUAAAUUCAAAAUGAUGGACUGUGUGGAAGACAGCAGCAAUGACCCCCUGUCAGUGCCCCCUCUGUCAUCACCAUCUACUGCUGAUACCAAGGUGGAUAAGAAGAAACCCAGUGAGAAUGUAUCUCUUGCUGACAAUAGCUUAUUGGUAGACAUAUCAGAUGCACUAAGUGAGAAGGAAAAAGUAAAAUUCACAGUGCACACGAAGACAACACUGCCAGAGUUUCAGAAGUCCGAGUUCUUUGUUGUGCGCCAACAUGAGGAGUUUGUGUGGUUACAUGACAGAUAUGAAGAGAAUGAAGAGUAUGCUGGUUAUAUUAUACCACCGGCGCCGCCUCGGCCAGACUUCGACGCGUCGCGGGAGAAGCUGCAGAGGCUCGGCGAGGGAGAAGGUGCACUCACACGGGAGGAGUUCCUCAAGAUGAAGGAGGAACUGGAAGAGGAAUAUCUAGCGACGUUCAAGAAGACAGUGGCAAUGCACGAGGUGUUCCUGCAGCGACUGGCGGCGCACCCCGUGUUCAGGAGCGACGCGCACCUGCGGGUGUUCCUGGAGUAUGAGCAGGACUUGUGCGCCAAGCCCCGGGGCAAGAUGGACCUCAUUGGAGGGUUGAUGAGGUCAAUGACAACAACAACUGAUGAGAUCUACCUCGGUGCAACAGUGAGAGAUGUGAACGAUUUCUUUGAGCAGGAGACUGCCUUCCUGCAAGAAUACUACUCACAUCUGAAGGAAGCUGUUACCAAAGUCGACCGGAUGACCUCUAAACAUAAGGAGGUGGCGGACUCUCACAUCAAGCUGUCGUCCUGCAUCACGCAGCUGGCGACGCGCGAGCAGCCUGCCACCGAGAGGUUCCUCACCAGGGCCGCGGAGACCUUCGACAAGUGCAGGAAGAUCGAGGGUCGCAUGGCUUCAGACCAGGACCUGAAGUUGGCGGACACGCUCCGCUACUACAUGCGAGACACUCACGCAGCCAAAGCCGUGCUGGUCAGGCGUCUGAGGUGUUUGGCGGCGUACGAAGCGGCCAAUAGGAAUCUGGAACGCGCCCGAGCAAAGAACAAGGACGUACACGCUGCGGAGCAAGCGCAGGCGGAUGCGUGCGCGCGCUUCGAGCAGUUGUCGGCGCGCGCUCGCGAGGAGUUACUGGACUUCCGCACUCGACGAGUGGCCGCCUUCAAGAAGAGCUUAAUAGAUCUGGCGGAGCUGGAGAUCAAACACGCGCGCGCUCAGCAGGAACUGUUCCGGAAGUCGCUGCAGGUGCUGCGGGAGUGUCAGUAAAGUGAUCAGCGCUGAUCACAUUGACCGAGCCGCAACAACUUUUCGCUACUAGUGACGAAAAGUGUUCAGUCGGUAAAACAGUCAAAUACCUAAAUGUCUAAAAUGUGAAUUGAAUCGCUCUUACCACGUAACCAACCAAUUUUCUGUAUACUAUCAGUUGAUCAGGCUGGUCCUCUCAAUCUUGAAUUGGAAAUAAAAAUACAUAAAGCCGAACAUAGAACCUACUCCUUGGAAGUGGAUUAAAAAUUUCAUAAAAAUCCAGGACAUGCAGAGAAUACAUCGUACAAUGGACUGCCUUGCGGCUGUCAAUAGCAUAGAUAGAUGUUAAUAUGAGCCUCUACUUUUACCAGCGAGUAACCCUAUAAAUACUAACACAGCAAAGUUACUUGGGUGAAGAAAUCCAAGAUUAAACAUUCCUUAGACCUAUACAAGUAACCUUAAUUUUUAAAUCUUAUUCAUGUCAAUGU